CAGAUGGUGUGCUCCUCGGCCGGAGUGAUCGACACUCCGCCUCAGCCAAUCGCAUUGCUUGGAAUCAGCUGACUAGUCUGGACAGCGCCAGGUGUUGUUAUCAUUUUCCAAGGGAGGAGGCGUCUGAGGGGAGAGUAAUAUCCAGCAAGCCACUGAACAGACUGCAGGUGCUUUUUGGUGGGGGGGAUACGUCCGCCGACAGCAUCGCAGGCGAUACUUCACUCAAAUAAGCCUUGUUGCUGGGAUGUGCAUCUGGUUGGAAUAAGAGUUGCGCGAUCGCUUCUAACAGCGACUGACUGACCCCGAUGGAGAAACGGAAUACAUAUGUUGUAGGGAGAUACAGAUGAAGCCCAAUUUGUUGUACGUAUACGUUUAAAGAAAAAACAAUCCCUCACGUCGAUUGGCCAUGUGCUGGCGCGCGGCUUAGGCGCAUCGUUUGGACAUCUGGAGCCAGAAGAAGUAGAGCUGCGAUCACAAAACCAGUCAGGGAUGACAACAAGGUUGGACCUACUGCUCCAGGAUUUUACUGAUCCCAUCCAGACUGGGACACAACAACAACGACCCAUUAUUGGAAUGUCUGGUUGAUGACCUUAACCAACAAUCUGUCUACAAUCCUCUCCUCACCUGCCUCCGGUCCACCCUGUGUGGGUCUUGGGGAAUUGAACACCGAUUCACAGCAUGGCUGGACCGAGAUUUAAUUACUGCCUGCUAUGCCAGCUGUUUGUUGGCUUGGUGCUGGUCUCUGCCGGACUAUCUAUGGUACAGAGCAACGAGUGUCCCCAGCUGUGUGUAUGUGAGGUCCGACCCUGGUUUACUCCACAGUCCACCUACAGAGAGGCCAUCACCGUGGACUGCAAUGACCUGCGUCUCACUCGCAUCCCGGGGAACCUGUCUAGCGACACGCAGGUGCUGCUGCUCCAGAGUAACUACAUCGCCAGGUCCAGUGAGGAGCUGGAACAGCUCUUCAACCUGACCGAGCUCGACCUGUCCCAGAACAACCUCAGCAGGAUCCGGGACGUGGGCCUGACCAACAUGUCCCAGCUCACCACUCUUCAUCUGGAGGAGAACCAGAUCACGGAAAUGCCAGAUUACUGCCUGCAGGAUCUCGGCAACCUGCAGGAGCUUUAUAUCAACCACAAUCAGAUCAACACAAUCUCUGCCUACGCCUUUUCUGGGCUCCAUAACCUACUCAGGCUCCACCUCAACUCCAACAAGCUGAAGGCUAUCGAUAGCCAAUGGUUUGACUCAACAGCCAACCUUGAGAUCCUUAUGAUAGGGGAAAACCCAGUUCUUGGGAUAAUGGACUUUAAUUUUAAGCCACUUGGCAAUUUGAGAAGCCUUGUUUUGGCUGGAAUGGAUUUAACUGACAUCCCCGGGAAUGCCUUCGUUGGACUCGACAAUCUCGAAAGCCUCUCUUUUUACGACAAUAAGCUGGCCAGAGUUCCCCAGAGAGCCCUGCAGAAACUACCUAAUCUCAAGUUCUUGGACCUAAAUAAGAACCCGGUGCACAAAAUCCAGGCAGGGGAUUUCAAAAACAUGCUGAGACUAAAGGAGCUUGGCAUAAACAACAUGGGGGAGCUGGUCUCCAUUGACCGUUACGCACUGGACAACCUCCCAGAGCUCACCAAGCUGGAGGCCACAAACAACCCCAAGUUCUCCUUCAUCAACCAACAGGCGUUCCACGAUGUACCAGCCCUGGAGAGCCUCAUGCUGAACAACAACGCCCUGAAUGCCCUGUACCAGUCCACCGUCGAGUACCUGCCCAACCUCCGGGAGAUCAGCAUUCACAGCAACCCGCUGCGCUGCGAUUGCGUUAUCCAGUGGAUGAGCUCCAACAAAACCAGCAUCCGCUUCAUGGAGCCCUUGUCCAUGUUCUGCGCCACGCCGACAGAGGCACGGGGGCAGCAGAUUAGGGAGGCGCUACAGAGAGACUCUGUGGAACAUUGUCUGCCCAUGAUCUCCCACGACAGCUUUCCCAAUCAUCUCAACCUGGAUCUGGGCAUGACCGUGGACCUGGACUGCAGAGCCAUGUCCCAGCCCGAGCCCGAGAUCUACUGGGUCACUCCUCUGGGGAACAAGGUGGCUAUGGACACCCUGUCAGACAAAUACGCUCUCAACAAUGAGGGGACGUUGAGGAUCUCUCACAUUCAGGUGGAAGACACCGGCAGGUAUACUUGCGUGGCGCAGAACUCGGAGGGCGCUGACACAAGAGUGACGGCGAUACGCGUGAACGGGACGUUGCUGGACAGCACGCAGCUCAUGAAGAUCUACAUCAAGCAGACCGAGUCCCACUCCAUCCUUGUCUCCUGGAAGGUGAACUCAAACGUCAUGAUGUCCAAUCUCAAGUGGUCGUCGGCCACCAUGAAAAUAGACAACCCACACAUCACCUACACUGCCCGGGUUCCCGUAGACGUCCAUGAGUACAACCUCACACACCUGCAGCCAGCCACAGAGUAUGAGGUGUGUCUGACCGUCUCGAACAUCCACCAGCAGAUGCAGAAGUCAUGCGUCAACGGCACCACAAAGCAGGCCACCUUUGCGGUGGAGUUAUCCGACCAAGGGACUAACAUAGCCCUGGCGGCGGUAAUGGGAACCAUGUUCGCUAUCGUCAGCCUGGCCUCCUUGAGCAUGUAUGUCGCCAAGAGGUGGAAGCGGAAAAACUAUCAUCAUUCAUUGAAAAAGUACAUGCAAAAGACCUCCUCAAUUCCCCUGAAUGAGCUGUACCCUCCCCUCAUCAACCUGUGGGAGGCAGACGGCGAGAAGGAGAAGGAGGCGGUCCCGGAAACCAAACCUAGCCAGGUGGACACUACGCGCAGCUAUUACAUGUGGUGAAAGCAGGGGAUUGAAUAAUUUCAGGAGCACAAACGCAUCUUCUUUGUGUCAAAGUAAAAUAAGAAGUUUUUCUUAAAUGUUUCUUUUUCUUGUCCUAUACUUCUGUUCUUCGGGAUUUGCCCGUUUGGGGCAAACGACAAAGAGAGUUUUAGUUUAGUUUAUUGCCUUUUCUUCUAGCCCCUUUUUGACACUCAAAAUGGCAGCUUUGUUAGCUUCCUAUGGGCUCUGUAGUCACUGUGCUUGUUAUUAGUACUCGUAUCGGUUAGCACAGCAUGGGUUAUGGCAUGGAUUCAUUACGGGUACACAAUGGAGAAACUGUAUUCGGAAUCCAUUUGGACAUGUAUCUCUGGCAAAAUUCUUGGAGACUGCAGUUUUUUCUUUUUCUCCUAAGACAGUUUUACUGUUGACUGUUGUGCACUGAAAUAUAUAUUCAGAUUUCUCUAUCAACUCAAAUAUAAGCUGACAUAUACUAUGUUUAGACUUGAUAUAGUGUCUAUUGAAUAAUGUAAGCAAUUCUUAUGUAAUGUUGUAUCAGCUAUGAUUUUAUAUUACCAAACAGUACGUUUGAUUUAGAAUUUAAAUUUGCAGAGCAACAACUGUCAACCAGCAAUAGAAAUAUGAAUGUUAAAAACUAGGUUCAUAGAUGUAAGGCUUUUUACGUUUCCUAAAUAUAUUGAUUAUUUUUAUUUUGUUAGACUAUGUAAACAAUCACUAAAUUUGUUGUGGUUCACACACUGAAUAAUGUUGUUUAUUAGGAGCAAGUCAAAUAAAAUACUUAUUCCCUCC
Messenger RNA from Gadus chalcogrammus (walleye pollock), 3618 nucleotides. RefSeq names its product leucine rich repeat neuronal 1 (gene lrrn1). The transcript is spliced from 2 exons. Gene Ontology annotation, molecular function: protein binding. The record is from RefSeq and is a predicted model, not a curated record. Bases 679 to 2832 code for a protein of 717 amino acids. NCBI's taxonomy places the organism in Eukaryota, Metazoa, Chordata, Actinopteri, Gadiformes, Gadidae.